UGGUUUGUUAUAAAUAUACAUACCACCCGCAAGAAAGAGAGGAACGAUGUCGCGUCGAGCUGAAGGCCAGCUCUUUGUAGGACGAUUGAAUAAAAGGACAACAGUUCGGGACCUAGAAGAUGUCUUCGAAGCCUAUGGUCGUAUGGCAAGAUGUGAGGUGAAAUAUGGUGCUGAGAUGGCUUAUGCCUUUGUUGAUUUCGAUGAUAAAAGGGAUGCUGAGGAUGCUAUUAAGUAUGAGAAUGGACGGGAUAUCUUGGGUUCCAGUAUCAUUGUAGAACAGGCAAAGGGAAACUCCAGACGACCCAUGAUGAACAGGGUAAGUUCCAAGGGUUACGAUGAGUGUUAUCGCUGUCACCGUUCGGGACAUUGGGCCAGGGAUUGUCCUGAUGACCGGUACAGUGGUGGUUUCCGACGAGGGGGCAGAGGAGGAGGAGGAGGUGGAGGCGGAGGAAGGUACAGAUCACCCUCUCCAAGGAGGAGACGAAGGUCAAGGAGUGGAUCCAGGGACAGGCGGAGGAGGAGAUCUAGGUCAAGGUCACGAUCCAGGAGCAGGAGUCACAGCAGGGACAGGAGGAGGAGGUCAAGGUCAUACAGCAACGAAAGAAAACGAAGCAGCAGAAGGAGAAGUCAUUCCAACAGCAGAUCCAAGUCUCGAAGUCCCUCAAAGAGCAAGAGUAGGUCUCCAGCAUCAAAGUCCAGAAGUCGGUCAAAGAGUGGAAGCCCUGUCGCAGCAAAUGGUCGAAACAGAUCUAAGUCGAUGUCUCGUUCAAGGUCAAGGUCGAAGAGUGCUUCAGACUGAACCUUGAAUGAAUUUUACCUGGAAACUGGUCGUACUUGGCAUAGUAAUAUGGUGAUAUAAGUGAUGGUUUUUGCUCCCAAAACAUCUCUCAUCUUUUACUGAAACCUAGUGUUUUAAUUGCCAGUUUUGACAAAAGAUUUUAAAAACUAUUCAGAUUCACUUUGAAUGCAUGGUCAUUUCAUUUUUUUCGUUGUCAUUGUAAAUUGUGUCAUGAACAUAAUAAUUAAAAUACAAUUAAUCAUGUCUAUA
Molecule: messenger RNA, 1048 nt
Organism: Pecten maximus
Lineage: Eukaryota; Metazoa; Mollusca; Bivalvia; Pectinida; Pectinidae
Product: probable splicing factor, arginine/serine-rich 6
Exons: 6
Coding region: 47-799 (250 amino acids)
Molecular function (GO): zinc ion binding; RNA binding
Source: RefSeq, a predicted model, not a curated record